AUGACAAGCGACACUCCUUCUUCAGAGUUGAACACAGUCAUCAAUACCAACCUACUCAAGGUCCAUUCAACUCCUCUUCAUGUAACAUUGUAUUCCUUCUUCUCGACCUUGAUCUGUCAGAUCUUCUCCAGAAUUCAUCUUCGGCAGGCAUAUUCUGACAGGAAGAAGACUCUCCUUGUCAUUCAUCUUCUCACAUUCAUGUAUAUUCUCUAUUGUUGCAUGAAUGUUUAUUUGGUCUCUAUUUACAACUUUAACAACCAACGAUGGAUCACAAAGAAAGGAUUUCCGCACAAAAUGAUUGGGAAGGGAAGUUAUGCCUCUGUCCAACAAUUCAAUCAGCCACAACUCGAAAUGGGUCAACCGUUGAUGAAUUCUGUUCAUGAACCUUUUCAAACAUUUGUAUUGAAUUUUCAAGUCGAUUUGGAGCACUUGAAACUCAGAAAGGACAACUCUCAAUUGUUGCCACCAUGCAACAUCAUGAAGCGCAUGUAUUUGAAAUUUAUCAACAAUGGUCCUUGUUUCUUUAAUCACAACAUGAUCAUUGAGAAGGAUGAUCCUCAAUACUCGUUCACCAUUUCAAACGGUGGAAAGGAACUGCGUGUCGAAAAUGUCAACAUUCGUUUACCCUUCCAAUCUGGAAAUUAUGAAUGUACCACUUUUAAAACCUUUCCCAAUUCACUCAGUUUUACACUAAUUCUCGAAGACGCUGAAAAGAAUCAAAUCGAAUACCACUAUACCCUGUCCGUUGCAGCCAAUGAAUUUAUGGGAACAUUUACAUCGGAUCUUUCAAAAUUGGGUUGGGAUCCUGUUCGAAUCGAUAUGAUUGGUAACCCUGGAUGGGGCAAAAGUACAAGUGUCAAUGAAAUGGGAGACUUUACAUGCAUUUCGCCUCGAGAUCGAAUUAAACUUGUGCCAGAUGUCGCAAAUUCCAAAUUGAACGACCAUUCCACUCGCAGUGUGAUGCGUUAUCGGUUGUGGGAAGAUGGUCUAUUUGCAAAUAUUCCUCUUCCAAUUCAAGUUCAAGAUCCUCCUGGACAUGAUGUUGGAGUGAUGGAGAAGGUUCCACAAUAUUUGGAAUAUUUGGUAAAAGGAAAGAUUACUCCAGGAGAGGAUAUUGUAACUGAGUGUACACAGAAACCUUUUACUUGCUUGAACAAGUAUGAACAUCAUUCAGAACAUCUGCCAGAUGUCAUCUUGUAUACCAUUCCUUUCGCAAUAAUUGAAAAGCACAAAGACAAAAUUGUUUACAACCUCGAUUACUUCCACAAACUCAAAAUUCCAGUCAUUCUUGUUGUAACUUGUGGUGAGGAAAAGAAUCAUCAAGUUGUGAGAACAGAAAUUGACAAAUUAAGAGGACAUAGUUUCCAUUCCUUUGUCAUUGCUGGUGAGCAUUAUGAUCCAGGUGAACCCAUUCAUCCAGAAUAUAUUCGAAGAAUGGCACAACUUUUAUUAGAUGUCUUUCAUGUGGUCAAGAGUCGAAGAGGAGUCAUGUAUCAAUCGAAGGUAAUGUUGAGAAGAAUAUUGAGUGAAGGAUGGAUUCAAUAUGGAAUUCAAUGGAUCCUAUUGUUGAUAGCCAACAUUGGAAUUGUGUUGUUCCUCUCAGCAAAGAGUAGAAAGAAUGAACAAGAGGAAAAGAAGAAAGAGGAAUAA
Molecule: messenger RNA, 1650 nt
Organism: Naegleria fowleri
Lineage: Eukaryota; Heterolobosea; Eutetramitea; Acrasida; Naegleriidae
Exons: 1
Coding region: 1-1650 (549 amino acids)
Source: RefSeq, a predicted model, not a curated record